Molecule: messenger RNA, 975 nt
Organism: Budorcas taxicolor (takin)
Lineage: Eukaryota; Metazoa; Chordata; Mammalia; Artiodactyla; Bovidae
Product: testis-specific Y-encoded protein 3-like
Exons: 6
Coding region: 1-975 (324 amino acids)
Biological process (GO): nucleosome assembly
Cellular component (GO): nucleus; chromatin
Molecular function (GO): chromatin binding; histone binding
Source: RefSeq, a predicted model, not a curated record
AUGGAGAGUGAGACGGGGCCGGAGGAAGGCGGCAGCACCCCAGGAUCCUGGAUCUUAGUUGUGAGCCCGGGUCUUCACGACGGAGGGGCCCUGGGGCCUACCAGCCUGGUGGGGGCGGCAGAGGCGAUGCAGGCCCCAGGUGGUGCGCCAGCAGAGGAGGCCGCCCUUUUCUGGGUGGAGGCAGUGGAGGAAGGUGCGGCCCUGGAGGAGGGAGAGGUGGCGGGAAUCGGGCAGGAGUUCCAGCUGCUGGUGUUAGACGUCAUGGAGGAGGUGGAGGUGGCGGUGUACGAAGAGCAGGAGCAGGUGUCCUCAGAGGAUCAGGGCCAGGAACAUCCAAGGCCCAGCGCCCCGAGUGACCAGCCUGCACUGGAGGCGCUGGUGGCCCUGCAGCUGGAGUUGGAUCCCGUGAAUAAGAAAGCCCAAAGGGCACAUGCUCGCCUGAAACAUAAGAACUGCCAGAGGCGGAGGGUGCAUCUAGAACACAGAAGUGCCAUCAUCCAGGGAAUCCCUGGCUUCUGGGUCGAAGUUUUUAUGAACCACCCCCAAAUGUCAGUUUUGAUGAGCAACCAAGAUGAAGACAUGCUUCACUUCAUGACCAACUUGAAGGUGGAGGAAUUCAGGCAUCCCACUCAUCACUGCAAGAUCACAUUGUCCUUUCGGAGGAAUAGGUAUUUCCAGAAUGAAGUGAUUGUUAAGGAGUAUCUGAUUAACAUCACUGGAUACCAAGCAUCUUGUUCGACUCCAGUUCAGUGGUACCAGAGGUUUGAACGUAAGGCAUACAGCCGCAGGCACCAUGACAGCAGCGUUAAUUUCUUCAACUGGUUCUUUGACCACAACUUCACUGGAUCUGACCGGAUUGCUGAGAUCAUCAUAAAGGAUCUGUGGCCCAAUCCUUUGCAGUACUAUGUGAAGAGGAAGGCUCCACCACGAGAGAUACCGGGAGGACAAGAGGAGCCCCCUCCCCCUAGAUGUUGA